Messenger RNA from Saccharomyces mikatae IFO 1815, 459 nucleotides. It is a transcript of the gene TCA17, whose product is annotated as Tca17p. NCBI's taxonomy places the organism in Eukaryota, Fungi, Ascomycota, Saccharomycetes, Saccharomycetales, Saccharomycetaceae. Gene Ontology annotation, biological process: endoplasmic reticulum to Golgi vesicle-mediated transport. The transcript has a single exon. The record is from RefSeq and is a predicted model, not a curated record. The coding region runs from base 1 to 459 and encodes 152 amino acids.
AUGAGUUUAAUGCCUUGUUUCAUAUCUUUAAUAGAUGCAUCCGAUAAACCUAUAUUGGUCUAUGUCCCUAAUGAGAAUGAAAAUGAGAUGAAUAAUGUGCUUAAAUAUAACGUACUAUCUAAUAUAUCCCUGGAUUAUUUUGAAAGUGCUUUAGUUGAAUGGACUUCUUCAGAUUCUAAACCUUUAUUGAAAUCGAUUUUUCAAUUAGAAGGGGUCUCUGUAUUUGCUAUGUUGAUUAAACAGACGGGGCUGAAGAUGGUUAUCGGAUUCGAACAAAAAAGCAUGAAUGGAGGUGAUGAUGAAACAGAGGCUAUUUAUAAAAUAUUCGAAACAGUAAGAAGAAUCUUUAUACGGGUCAAGUGUAAUCCUUUACUAGUCAAAGGUGACGAUAUUUCCACUGUAAAAAGUUUGGAAAGAAAAUUUGAUGAGCUAUUUGCUUCCACUGAGGUUGAGUUGUGA